GACUCUGUGUGCAGCAGAUGAGGAGGAGGAAGUCUGUCGGAGCCGCAGACUACGCUCGAUGUUCAGACCUGUUGCUGUUCGGUUUUCCAACCACUGUGUUCAGCAGCCAUGAAGUGAAGGAGAAACACUCGGCAGAGGUUCCCAGCCGCGGAAGAAGCUCUCAGUGAUGUCAACAUCUUAGACACAGACUGGACCUCCCUCCCAUCAUGGACUCCAAGAAGCCGGGCGUGCUGCGGCAUCUCCGGCAGAAGAUGCUGCCACACCUCCGGCGAGGCAAGACAAGUUCAAGCAAGCAGGCCUUCCAGCCCGAUCACGCGAAGGACUAUCGAAUGAGCUCCUCUGUCCCCGACAUGAGGGACAUGAGGGACAUGAGGGACACGAGGCAAGAGUACGCUCGGGUUCCCUCCACCACGCAGCUGCAGCAGUACCACACUCCCAGCUACAGCAACCCCACCACACCACUUGUCAAGCCGGCCAAACACCUGGUAAGAGGUGGGAGUGGCCUGAACAUGGGAGUAGCUGGUGAAGAGGAUGGGCGGAAUGAACACAGACUGAAAGUGCCUGCAGACUGCACAGACUGGGCUUCUUCCCAGGAGUCUUUCAACAGUUUCUGUGGAGAGGAGAAGAGCUCUGUGGAUACAUACAACAGACCUGUUCAAGGCAUGGAGGCCGAAGAGCUGGCCCUGCCGGAGAUGAUGACAAUCUACAGCGCAGACAACCCUUCUGUGGAGGUUCCACAGGACAGCUCACAGAGUGAGAUGGGCAACGAGACGGUGAAUGUGUCGGAGAACAUCAGAGAUCCUCCCAGAUCCUUUCUGCUCACCAUCAACCUGAAAGAAGGACACAACCUGGUCAUCAGAGACCGCUGUGGUACCAGUGACCCAUAUGUAAAAUUCAAAUUGGAUGGAAAAACAUUCUACAAAAGCAAAGUGGUUUAUAAAAACCUCAACCCUACAUGGAAUGAGUCCUUCUCUUUACCUGUGAAGGAUCUGAAUCAGAAACUUUACAUCAAGGUAUAUGACCGUGAUCUGACUACUGAUGACUUCAUGGGCUCUGCCAGUGUCCUCCUGAGUAAUCUGGAGUUUGACAAGGUCAAUGAGCUGUCUUUGCCCUUGGACGACCCAAACAGCCUCGAGGAGGACAUGGGCUUCGUGCUGGUGGACAUGAGUCUGUCACUCAGAGAUGGAGAGAGUAAAAGAAGCAAUAAGUGGCCUCAGAAACGAAAACUAAGUACUAGGUCGGGAGGGACUCAAAGCUUUCGACUGGCAGAAACCCUGAGGAAGAGUCAGCUGUGGACUUCUGUUGUGUCAGUGACUCUGGUUGAGGGUCAGGAGCUGCCGCUGGACACACAGGGAGGUCAGUUCUUCGUUCGCUUCGGACUAGGAGAGCAACGAUACAAAAGCAAGAAUCACUGCAAAGUUUCCAACCCUCAGUGGAGAGAGAGGUUCACUUUUAACCAGUUCAUGGACAGUCCCCAAAUCCUGGAGGUGGAGCUUUGGUCAAAGGAAGGACGAAGGACUGAGGAGUGCUUGGGAAUGUGUGAAGUAGACCUGUCCAGGGUUCCCUUCGAUCAAAGGCAGCUGUUCACACACACACUGGACCAGGGUAGAGGACGCUUGGUCUUCCUACUCACACUGAACACAUGCAGCGGCGUCUCCAUCUCCGACCUCUGCUCUGCACCACUUGAUGAACCACACACACGACAGAACCAGCUGGACAACUAUACUGUUAAAAGGACCCUGAAUAACCUCCGUGAUGUUGGUUUCCUUCAAGUCAAAGUCAUCAAAGCUGCAGAUCUGCUGGCUGCUGAUUUAAAUGGCAAAAGUGACCCUUUCUGCGUGUUGGAAGUAGGGAAUGACAGACUACAGACCCACACAGUCUAUAAGAGCCUCUAUCCAGAGUGGAAUAAAGUCUUCACUUUUCCUGUCAAAGACAUUCAUGAUGUUCUGGUGGUGACUAUCUUUGAUGAGGAUGGAGACAAGGCGCCAGACUUCCUGGGAAAAGUUGCCAUUCCCUUGCUUUCUAUCCGCAGGGGACAACAGAUCGCCUUCCCGCUGAAGAAAGUAGACUUAGGUGGGCUGUCGAAGGGGAACAUCACUCUGGAGCUGGAGGUUAUUUUUAACCCUGUCAGAGCAAGUAUAAGAACCUUCCAGCCAAGGGAGAGAAUGUUUGUGGAAGAUAAUCCCAAAUUUUCCAAAAAGGCUCUGUCCAGGAACGUGCAGCGUGUUCACACGCUGUACAGGGCGAUCACAUCCACUCUGCAGUACAUCAAAAGCUGCUUCCAGUGGGAGAGUAUUCAGAGGAGCCUGCUAGCCUUCCUGAUAUUUGUGGUAACCGUGUGGUACUGGGAGUUUUACAUGCUGCCCUUCUUCCUGGUCCUGCUCAUCUCAUGGAACUACCUCCAGAUCCGCUCUGGGCAUGUCAGUCAGGAUGUGGACAGCAUGGAUUUGGCAGAUGAAGAGGAUGAUGAGAAGGAGUCGGAGAGGAGAGGGCUGAUCGAGAAAUUCCACAGGGUCCAAGAAAACCUCAUCACCCUUCAAAACUUGCUGGAUGAGAUUGCGUGUUUGGGGGAGAGGAUUAAAAACACAUUCAACUGGUCGGUGCCAUUCUUGUCCGGCCUGGCUUUCCUGAUCUUUGUCAUCGCAGCCGUCCUCACAUACUACAUCCCUGUACGCUACAUCAUUUUAAUAUGGGGUAUCAAUAAAUUCACCAAGAAAUUACGGAACCCAUACAGCAUUGACAACAAUGAAGUGCUUGAUUUCCUGUCGAGGGUGCCUUCAGAUGUGCAGAAGGUUCAGUACAGUGAGCUGAGAGGCAGCAAAAAGAAGAAAGUCUCAUAGAACAUACCUUAAAAGGAAGAAGGUCUGUUUACUGGACCUGCUGUUUGUGGGCUUCCUACCUAAAAACACUUUCCAGAGGAUGGAGGACCUGCCAGAGCUCUGCACAGUCUUGCUUUGUGUCGGAGUCGCAGCAUUCAGCAAGGAUGAAUCUUAAUUCACCUGCUCAUAUCGACCAGCACCUAUACGUCUUUCAGCCAAAGAAGUCCUUACUGAGGAAUCUACAGUGAUUACUUUGCCACUUAUAUAACUGUCUGCCUGUGUCUGGAGGAUUUUGUAACAUUAAUUCCAAAGAUUUUAAGCAUAUAAAUCGAUGUACAGUUAACUCUUUAAAGUGAUCAAUCGGAAGCUGCUUUGUUUUAUAUUCUUGACCGCAGGUUGUGUCCUCCUGAAACCAACCGAAAUAUCAUUUUGUAUUAUACUGAAUGUAUGUUUGGUAUGUAUCAUGCAUGUGUAUAUUUUUACAUGACAUAUAUGAAAACUAUUACUUGAAAAUGGAUUAUUCUCUAUUUUAUAAAUAUAUAAUUGCUAGUAAUGCUAGAGCUGAAAGAUGAUGUAAUUGUUAAAACAGUAUGCGUUGUUAUAAGGCAUUUUUAUGUGCAAGAUCGCAAUUUUAAAUACUAAUGGUGAUUUCAGGUAGCAAUUUUCUAAAUUGUCAUGUUCAUAUAUAGCAAUAUAUCAGAAGUUAACAACAGAUGUUAUGCGUCAUAUUUUCUUUAAUAUAUUCACCUUCAACAUGGAUAAAGAACAAUGCACAUACAAUGAUGACUAAUUUUAUUUCUACAUGACAAUAAGGACUCGUUUGUACAUGUAAAGAUGAGUGCCUGCAUGCAGUUUUUAGAUUGCUUUCAUUCAUCCUGCAUAGAGGAUGCACUGUGUAUUUUACUCUUCGAUUGUGAGUAAAAUGGGACCUCCUCUACACUCUUCACUUUAUUUAUUAUUGACAAUCACUGAUGAAGAUUUUGUGUCCUUCAUUUCUAAUAGCAAUAAAUGUGCCCUCUAACACUGUA
Messenger RNA from Amphiprion ocellaris (clown anemonefish), 3847 nucleotides. RefSeq names its product multiple C2 and transmembrane domain-containing protein 2-like. Bases 207 to 2840 code for a protein of 877 amino acids. The transcript has 22 exons. The record is from RefSeq and is a predicted model, not a curated record. Lineage: Eukaryota; Metazoa; Chordata; Actinopteri; Pomacentridae. Gene Ontology annotation, cellular component: synaptic vesicle membrane. Gene Ontology annotation, biological process: regulation of neurotransmitter secretion. Gene Ontology annotation, molecular function: calcium ion binding.